Molecule: messenger RNA, 1557 nt
Organism: Cynara cardunculus var. scolymus (artichoke)
Lineage: Eukaryota; Viridiplantae; Streptophyta; Magnoliopsida; Asterales; Asteraceae
Product: cytochrome P450 704B1
Exons: 5
Coding region: 124-1557 (477 amino acids)
Molecular function (GO): oxidoreductase activity, acting on paired donors, with incorporation or reduction of molecular oxygen; monooxygenase activity; heme binding
Source: RefSeq, a predicted model, not a curated record
ACAAGAGGAAUCUUGAUUUUGGCAUGUUCAAUCUUUACAUGGAUCUUCCUUCACAGAUGGAGCCAAAGAACCAACAAAGGCCCGAAAACAUGGCCGCUCGUUGGAGCCGCUAUUGAGCAGCUAAUGAACUACGACCGAAUGCACGACUGGCUUGUCAACUACCUAAGCAAGUCGAGCACCGUUGUGGUUCCAAUGCCCUUCACCACUUAUACUUACAUAGCCGAUCCAGCUAACGUAGAACAUGUUCUUAAAACCAACUUUGCUAACUAUCCAAAGGGUGACGUGUAUCAUUCGUAUAUGGAGGUGUUGCUUGGAGAUGGCAUCUUUAAUUCAGAUGGUGAGAACUGGAGGAAACAAAGAAAGACGUCAAGCUUUGAGUUUGCAUCUAAGAACUUACGAGACUUUAGCACAGUGGUUUUCAGAGAGUAUAGCCUCAAGCUCUCUUCUAUUCUAAGCCAAGCAGCUUUUCAUCACCAACAACUAGACAUUCAGGAACUAUUGAUGAGGAUGACUUUGGACUCUAUAUGUAAGGUGGGAUUUGGAGUAGAGAUAGGGACAUUGGCUCCCAACUUACCCCAUAAUCGGUUUGCCAAAGCGUUUGAUGCUGCAAACAUUAUAGUCACUCUUCGGUUCAUUGAUCCGCUAUGGAGAGUAAAGAAGUUCCUAAGGGUGGGUUCCGAAGCUGUUCUUGAUCAAAGCAUCAAGAUGAUUGAUGAUUUUACGUAUUCGGUCAUCCGUAGAAGAAAGGCAGAGAUAGAAGAAGCUCAAGAGGUUUUAAACAAUGAUAAAAUGAAGCAUGAUAUAUUAUCACGAUUUAUCGAGUUAGAAAAAGACCCUGAAAACAACAUCAAUGACAAAAGUCUAAGAGAUGUUGUAUUGAACUUUGUGAUUGCGGGACGAGACACCACAGCGACGACCCUUUCUUGGGCUAUUUACAUGAUCAUGGUUCACGAUCAUGUUGCAGAGAAGCUGUAUGCAGAGCUCAAAGCUUUUGAGCAAGAUCGUGCAGAAGAAGAGAACGUAACUUUGAAACAUUGCGAAACAGAAGAUCUUGAAUCUUUCGACCUGAGAACAAAACAAUUUGCUCAACUUAUGAGUUACGAUUCGUUGGGCAAAUUGUAUUAUUUGCAUGCUGUCAUCACAGAAACUCUUCGGUUGUAUCCUGCUGUACCUCAGGACCCAAAAGGAAUCUUGAAUGAUGAUAUUUUGCCUGAUGGAACGAAAGUAAAAGCAGGAGGUAUGGUGACAUAUGUACCUUACUCAAUGGGACGAAUGGAGUACAACUGGGGUCCUGAUGCAAAUGAAUUUAAGCCCGAAAGAUGGAUAAAAGAUGGUCUCUUCCAAAACGCAUCUCCAUUCAAGUUCACUGCAUUCCAGGCUGGACCAAGAAUAUGCCUUGGCAAAGACUCAGCAUAUCUGCAAAUGAAGAUGGCUCUCGCCAUUUUGUGUCGAUUUUUCAAGUUCGAAUUGGUGGAAGGGCAUGUGGUGAAGUACAGAAUGAUGACAAUUCUGUCGAUGGCAAACGGAUUAAAGAUUACAGUUUCAACGCGUUCGUAA